AUGGAUCUUCAAGGCACUCCUCUUCCUCCCACCAACCGUGGCACCAAGGUCACCCACGAUCCUCGUUCACAACAGCCCGUCGAAGAACCAUCUGGUCCUGUAACCAAUGAUUCGCUUGCCGCCGAGUCUGUCCGCCACGGUGGCAGCUUCUCUGCCAACCGUGGUGCCGAGCCCAUGGGCGUCUCAGGAGACCAAUCCACAGUAAACAACACCGACGUCUCCGCCUCCAUCAAGCUUCCCUCCGCCCAAACCGCCGCUCAACGCCAGGACCGUCAUGAGGAACAGAAGUACCCCGAAUGCGUUGUCGGCCAAGGCAACUUCCCUGGCACAAUGUCAGAAAACGGGUAUGCCGGUGGUCCAACUGCAACCAAGAAGGAAAUGGGCAUCAAAGCUGGCGAAUAUUCUACCACCGGCGGCAGUGGUGGUAGGAGUCAGCCCAACGUCGGCGCGACCGAAAUUAACCGUGGUGGCUUGCCCUCCGACAAUUCUAAGAAUGUCAGCUUCGAUUCUGAGAUCGGCUCCAGCCAGGACCCUGGCCGUGAGGCUAUCAACCGAUUUGAGCGCAGUAAUGCGCACAGUGCUUAUGACUCCGCCCGCCCUCAUCAGAAGGGUGCUGAUGGCCAUACUGUAUAUGAGCACCUACAGAGUGACCAGCGUAUUUGA
Messenger RNA from Penicillium roqueforti, 663 nucleotides. RefSeq lists its product as uncharacterized. The record is from RefSeq and is a predicted model, not a curated record. The transcript has a single exon. NCBI's taxonomy places the organism in Eukaryota, Fungi, Ascomycota, Eurotiomycetes, Eurotiales, Aspergillaceae. The coding region runs from base 1 to 663 and encodes 220 amino acids.